AUGAAUUCAACAAGAAAUGAUAAUUUAGAGUCAAAGUAUUUUGAUGACAAUUAAUUUAAAGAGAAUUAGCCUAUGAAUUAGAUGAAGACAACAAGCAGAGGCUAUAAAACUAAUAUUUUAUAAUCACUGGCUCUAUAAGGAAAUCAAAAAAAAAAAUUCAAUAGUCAAAAAAGGGAUAUUUAUGUACAAAAGUUUAUGAAGAAUGUACAAUCUGGAAAUUAGAGGAUCAAAUAAUUAAAUAAGUUAUAAUUACAAAUGAUUAAUGAUAAGGCCAGUUCACAGAAGACUAUAAUCUAAAAAAAAUCAACAUUACCAAAAAUAAAUGGAAGACAAUAAUUAUUUUUGUAGAAUCUUAAAAAUUCAUUUAAUAAAAAUUUGGAUAGAGUUCCAAUCUUGUACCCUUCUGCAAAAUUCAAAAUAUUAUGGGAUACCAUUUCAGUAUUUACUCGACUCUACUUCACAUUUGUAAUACCUUUGGAUUUAGGAUGGCAAUAAAAAUCCUUUAUUUUUUAUGAUUUUAAAGCAGUAUCUGUUAUUUCUCUUCUCUUUAUUAUAUUUGAUUUGAUUUUAAGCCUUAAUACAGCUUAUUAUAAGGAUGGGUAAUUAGUAACCAAUAGAAUGAGGAUAAUAAGACAUAGUCUUUUUAAUUCAUAUGGAUUAUAAUGGUUUACAGUUUUUCUCCUGAUAGUUUUUUUCUUUAUUUCAAUAUCAGAGGAAGCACUUUAUGGAACAAAAUCUACAUUUAGUUUUUUGAUACUGAUAUUAUUUUUAGUGCAUUUCAAACCUAUCAUAACAAUAGUUAAUUACUAUGAAGAAAACUUAAAUUUCAACAAAUAAAUCUAAUCAAUCUUGGAUUUAGUAAAAUUAUUAUUUGUUCUUUUUUAUUCAAUUCAUUUUUUUUCUUGCAUUUGGAUGUUAGUUGGAAGUUAUAGUAUUACAACAUAUAAUAAAAGUUGGGUAUUAUAGAGUGCAGUGGAAGAUGCAGAAUGGUAAAUUCAAUAUUUGUAAUCAUUUUACUAUUCAGCUGUGACAAUGUUUACAAUUGGAUAUGGUGAUGUUACACCAUAAUCUUCAGCUGAGAAAGUAUUGGCCGUUACUUAUAUAAUAGCAGCCAGUAUUUAAUUACCAUAUAGUGUUAACACUUUAGGAACAAUCAUUUAAUAAAUAUCAGUUUACACAGUAGAAAAGAAAAGAAAAUUGAGAAUAAUUAAUUCUUAUUUAAAUCAAUAAAAGAUAUCGUAGGAUUUAUAGAUUUAAAUUAGAGAAUAUUUAACAUUCAGAUGGGAAAAUCAAUAAGGAAAUAAAAAUGAAGAAGUAGAAUAGUUAAUUGCAUAACUCUCUACUAAUUUAAAAGAUUCUUUAGUAACAGAAUCAUAUUAAUAAAUAUUAAAGAAAUGUUCAUUGUUCAAUAUAGGAUUUUCUUAAGAAUUUAAAUCAACUUUAGUUAAAUAUGCUAAGGAGAUAGCAUUAUAACCUGAAUAAGAAUUAAAUUCAGAUGAAUAAUCUUAAAACAACUUAUAUUAUAUCAUAUCUGGAGAAAUGUAAAUUUUGCAUUAAAAUGGAUUAAAUUUAGGAACUCUUAUAGCAGGAUAAUAAAUUGGAUUAAAAAGUUUUAUUACUUCUACAUAAAAACCUGAAAAAUAUCGAAGUGUAAGCUUUUCUAAAUUGAUUUGUUUAGAAUAAAAGUUUUUCUUAAAAUUAUUGUAAGAAUAUCCUGAUGAUUAUGAAAAAUAUUGUUAGAUUAAAGAUUCUUUACUAUUUUCUGAUGAAAAUCAUAAUUUAUUGCCAUAAACAUGUUUUUCAUGUAGUAAGAAAUUUCAUUCUAUGAUUAAUUGUCCUUUAAUACACUAUGUAGCAGAUAAAGAAAAAAUCCUAAAAUCUUUUACUUAUCCAAGAAAUCAAAGCAGAGUUAAAUUUAAUCGUAGAAUAAGAAUAUUGAAUUUUUUUAAUAGAGAAUAAGUUAUAGAGGGAUUAAAAAAUGCUUCUUAAUAGUUAUUGAAAGAUAAUCCUGAAAUAAUAAAACUAUAUUCUACAGAAUAUAUGAUAUCUGAAUUUGAUGAAAUAAAAUAAUAAUCUUUAAAUGAUUUAUAAAUAUUGGAAUAAAGUUCUCAUGGCUCUAAUGAAUAAGAUUUGGCGAUUUCAGAGAAGCCGUAAAUUUAAAAAGUCAAUAAAUUCAAAAAGGCAGUUCACAAAAUUAUUUCAAUUAAUAAUGAAUAUUAACAAUACAUUUAAUUUAAUUAGCACAAUUCAAGGAAGAGUAAGUAGCUUUUAUAAAAUACAUUAGGUUUGAGAUUGAGAGUAUUGGAAGAUUUAAAGAGUAAUAUUUUUAAAAAAGAAUUAGAUUUAAUUUAAUAAUUGUUGCAAUUAAAAAAUAUUGAUUAUUUUUUUGAUAGUCUCUAAUUUGAAAUAGCAAUAAAUUUUAAGAAUUACUUUCCAAAAAAUAAUUAUAAAAAUUUAUUUAAAGAAAAAGAUCACAAGAGAAACAUAAAAUUAUUAAAAAGAUUGUUAUUAUACUUUUUGUAACCUUGUAAUGUAAUUGAUUAAUUUAAAUUAAUAACUGAUGACAUAAGUUCAAAGCUUUGUUAAAAGAGAAAGAAUUUAUAUUUUUCUGUGGAUUUGGUGCUGCAUUGA
Molecule: messenger RNA, 2631 nt
Organism: Paramecium sonneborni
Lineage: Eukaryota; Ciliophora; Oligohymenophorea; Peniculida; Parameciidae
Source: the annotation of a GenBank genome assembly